AUGCUCGUUCGACAGGCACGGAGGAGUAUCGCCCUCCAGGGCGCUUCUCUACGAUCAAUUAUUAACCGACGAUGCGUUUUUACACAACAGUUCCAGCCUCGCAAGCGCCGGGACUCACAGUCCGGCUCUGGCCUCGCCCAUAGCAGCAGGACUCUCGCUACAGCUGUCGACGACUACAACUUCGGAAAUCCCUACGAGGCUCUUCACAAUCAGCUUGCCAGCUCGGGCUUACAACCUUUCCAGACACCUCCAUCCUCAUAUACUGAACUUCGCUCUCUCGACCCAUCGUCAUCCUUAUUGACAGUUCCUGAGCCAUCAGCGCCUCGACACUUUGGUAAAAUCAAUAACAAGGGUGUCCCCGGUGAAAUCGAAGAGAUGAUCCCCGUUUUUGAUGCAUGCGUUCGAGUGGGAAAGCUCGACCGAGCAUCAUUGGUCCUGAAGCGACUCAAUAGUGUUGGAGUCAUUCCUGGCGAAGAGAUGAUCGCUUUACACAACCAAUAUCUCCGGGCAACCCUUGACCAACUACGAACGAGCCCCGACCGAAAACAAGCCGAACAGUUACAUAAAUGGUAUGAACUACAAAUCCGAAAUCAAGAUAUACCACAAACCGCGGAGACAAUCGCAUGCAUGCUCAAGGCUUCAUUGCUUUCUGAACGUGGGACUCGAUUAGAGCGUCUUGUCAACCGAUAUAUGAGCAUGGCUCCGGGAGAAGCUGGUUUACGUGUCUUGAGCAUGGCGGAUGUUCUCAGCGAUCAAGAUCUUGGCGUCAUCACUGAGAUCUGCCCUACUUAUAGUUUUGCCCCAGAAUCUGAGGAUGCCAACUAUGUGACUCUGGCAAACGAGGAGGAGCACGUUGAUAUGCCGGAGGGAUUUGAUGAGAUGGCAGCGCAUGCAAACGAUCAGUAUCCCGAAAUUCGUCCCACACCUCAACGUGGAGAAAGUCUGAACGCCCUGAGGAAAAAUCUUAACCUCAUGUCUGAGCUUCAAAACGUUGAUAUCUCCAAACUGCACCCCGACGAGCAGCGCGAAUUCCAGAUGCGGCUAGAAAGGGACUCGAUAGAUGUUGCCAUCGAAAAAUGGAGGCAUGCUAAGAAAAACCUGGACAAGAUGGGCAUCAACACAGCACUCAAUGCAAAGGCCGAGGAUUCCAGUCUUGCCGACUGCAUGACUAGGUGGCUUGUGGCUAUGGAGGCACGCUUGAAAGACGAGAUCCAAAAAGUUGAAGAAUCCGAACUGAGAGAAACCAAGUCUGAGGAAGACCUAGAGCGCUGCGUCUACGGCCCAAUUCUCCGACUCGGAGACCCUACUCGACUGGCUGCGGUGACUAUCCUUACCAUCCUCAACACCAGCGCGUUGCAAGGUGUGGACAAGGGUGUAGUCAUUCAGCGUUUACUUAACGAUGUUGCCCGAGUAGCUCAGGAUGAUAUUCGUACUCAGGUUCGUGAAAAGUCCGAACGGGAACGCCGUCGCCUUCGCCUGCGCAAAGUCAAGUUCACCGGAAACCAAGAGGAGGUUCAGGUAGCCGAGGGAGGCAUCAUUACCGAUGCUCAAGGACCAGCCGAAGUCAAGGAAAACCCUGCCUUUGAGCAUUGGAAUGCUCAAGUCAGGGCCCGCGUCGGAUCCAUUCUUUUAAAAUGCUUGAUUGAGACCGCCAAGGUCAACGUUGUCAAGCAACAUCCUAUCUCAAAAGAGCGAAUCAGCCAACUCCAGCCUGCCUUCUCCCAUAUGCAGGCUCCUAAGAAAGGAAAGAAGGUCGGAGUGUUGAUCAUCAACCAAGACCUCGUCGAGCGCUUGAAGCGUGAGCCAAUGGGUGACUUCCUUGCGAAGCAUCUUCCAAUGGUUUCUCAGCCAGAACCCUGGAAAAGUGUUAACGAGGGCGGCUUCUUGUCUAGCAAAGCUUCCCUGAUCCGUGUCAAGUUCGGGGACGUUGAGCAGAAGCUCUACACCAAUGCGGCUAUCAGGCGCGGUGAUAUGGACCAAGUUUUCAAGGGAUUAGACGUGCUAGGAAGAACACCAUGGAGGAUCAACAACCCAGUUCUAGAUGUGAUGGUGGAUGCCUGGAACAGCGGUGAUGCGAUUGCUAACAUGCCGACGCUCACUCCAGAUCUCACGAUUCCACCGGAGCCUACAACUUCCGAUCCUCUCGUUCGCCGGGCUUGGAUUCGAUCAGUGAAGAUGGUCGAGAACGAGCGCUCUGCGCUCCACUCUCAGAGAUGCUACAUGAACUUGCAACUCGAAAUUGCGCGUGCCUUCCGCAAGCAGGUCAUCUACUUCCCACACAAUAUGGACUAUCGUGGACGUGCCUAUCCUCUCCCGACAUACCUAAACCACAUGGGAGCUGACCAUACCCGUGCUCUUCUGAAGUUCUCUGACGGCAAGCAGCUCGGUGAGCACGGUUUGAAGUGGCUCAAGAUUCACAUGGCCAACCUGUACGGCUUCGACAAGGCCUCUUUUGAUGAGCGCGAAGCAUUUACUACCGAGAACCUCCCUCACAUCAUCGAGAGUGCCGAGAACCCCUUGAACGGCAGUCGGUGGUGGCUGAAGGCUGAAGAUCCUUGGCAAUGUUUGGCUGCUUGUUUCGAGUUGAAGGCUGCCCAUGAACUGGAGGACCCUACCCAAUAUGUCUCCAGUUUGCCAGUGCAUCAGGAUGGUACCUGCAAUGGUCUUCAGCAUUAUGCAGCCCUAGGUGGAGACACUUGGGGUGCCGAACAGGUUAAUCUCAUGCCGGGUAGCCGCCCAGCUGAUGUGUACACAGCUGUCGCGAACCUCGUCAAGGCCUCUGUUGCUAAGGAUGCCGAGAGGGGCAUCGAGCUUGGCAAGAACUGUCUGGGCAAGAUCACCCGAAAGGUUGUAAAGCAGACUGUCAUGACCAAUGUUUAUGGUGUUACCUUCGCCGGUGCAAAACAGCAAGUUUGUAAACAGCUGGACGCCCUGUAUCCGAACUUGUUCAAGGAGACUGGCAUUCCUAAUCUUAUCACCGCCACAUAUAUCGCAAAGCACAUCUUCACCGCUCUCGGCACCAUGUUCCGCGGUGCCCAUGACAUCCAGUUCUGGCUGGGCGAAAUCGGCGCCCGAGUCUGCAAGGCUCUGACACCAGCUCAGUUAGAUCAGCUGGUAGAAGAAAUGGAGAAUCCCGAUACCACCAACGCAAGCAAGGCUGCUACACGCCUGACGAAGGACAAGGCCCUGGAUGAAUUGACCCAGCAGUUCCGGUCGACUGUUGUGUGGACUACGCCACUCCGGAUGCCUGUCGUACAGCCAUAUCGAAAGGCUGUUACUCGAGAGAUUCGCACUUGUCUCCAGGCUAUCACAUAUCCCACACAGGGUCAGACCGAGCCUGUUGACCGCAGGAAGCAAUUGCAAGGACUCCCACCCAACUUCAUCCAUUCAUUGGACGCUAGUCACAUGCUGUUAUCGGCACUCAAAUGUGAUGAGCUGGGUCUGAAGUUCGCUGCUGUUCAUGACUCUUUCUGGACUCAUGCCGCCGACGUAGACGUCAUGAACGGAGUCUUGCGAGAUGCUUUCAUCCGAAUCCAUGAGGAGGAUGUUGUUGGUCGUUUGGCUGCCGAGUUUGAGGCCCGAUACAGAGGCUCGGUUUAUCUGGCCAACAUCCCCUCUAAUAGCCCCGUUGCAGAGAAGAUCAAGGAAUUCCGCAAGAAGAGCAAACUCAAUCACAAGGAAGAACUCUUAUUGGAACACAAGCGCAAUACCCUCCUGCGCUCGGGCAACCCCUGGGAUUUGGAGGCAGCCCGGAAGAUCGUGACACCUGCCUCGAUUUACGAAGAGAUGGCGGCUUCUGAGGAGGAUCCUGAAAUUAAGAAAGAGGCAGAGAACAUCGGAGGUCUUGGAGAAAUCCCUGAAUCCGAGGCUAGUCUCGACACGGCAGUUCGCGAAGCUGUGCAGGAAAUGGACCCGGAGGGCACUGAUUCUGAUGCGGCCACCCUCGGGGCCAUGUUGAUAGAACGCCUAAAGCAUACGAACUUUGAGACCAAAGUCAUCCGACCCAAGAAAGAGAUCAAGACAGUCUACAAGAGGGUUGUGCCCGUCUGGCUUCCAUUGACCUUCCCUAACAUACCCAAAAAGGGCGACUUUGACGUUACUCGUUUACGAGAGAGUCAAUAUUUCUUCUCUUGA
This is a messenger RNA of Fusarium sp. VM40, 4134 nucleotides long. Lineage: Eukaryota; Fungi; Ascomycota; Sordariomycetes; Hypocreales; Nectriaceae. The record is from the annotation of a GenBank genome assembly.